GUGGCGGCGCGGGGCAGGCCUGGCCGGGAGCGGUGCGGCUGAGCGGCGCCGCGGUGGCGAGAGCCCGGCGGGGGAGAGGGCAAGGCGCAGUGCAGUCUCCCGCACGUCUUCCGCGCCCUCCUGCCUGCCGAGCGACUGGGACGGCAAUCAAGGAGUCGUGCUGAGUUCAAGUUCAGAAGUGCUUUACACAUGAACUCUACUGGCUCUCUGGCUGAUUCUGCCCUAUCACCGUCUCAAAAGAAUUGGAUUUGCAGUCAUGGAGGAACAUCAGCAACACUUACACUGUGUGAAUUGUGUCAGCCGUCGUUGUAUGACCAGACCAGAGCCUGGCGUUUCCUGUGAUCUGAUUGGCUGCCCCUUAGUUUGUGGAGCAGUUUUUCACUCCUGUAAAGCUGAAGAACAUCGCAUGUUAUGUCCACUUGAAAGAGUGCCUUGUUUGAAUAGUGGCUUUGGAUGUCCCUUCGUAGUAGCCCGAAAUAAAAUUGCUGAUCACCUGGAAGUCUGUCCUGCCAGCGUGGUGUGUUGUACCAUGGAGUGGAACAGGUGGCCAGUCAGCUACGCAGACCGGAAAUCAUACGAGAACCUGAGCAAAGACGUGGAUGAAGUGGAGCAGCUAGAUAUGGCUUUGGCCCUUCAAGACCAGCGCAUGUUACUGGAGUCACUUAAAGUAGCAACUAUGAUAUCAAAGGCAGGUGAUCAAAUACCAGAAUCCAGAGAGGAAACCUCUGCCAGCUCAAGUGCCCCAGAUGCAGUGCAUUCAAACGGCUUGAUGCCUGUGGAUGAAGAGUCCUAUGGUGCACUUUAUCAAGCUACUGUAGAAACAACACGGAGUUUGGCUGCUGCCCUGGAUAUCCUGAACACUGCAACAAGGGACAUUAACAUGUUAAGUUCAACACUUUGCAUUUCGCCACAGGAAAUGAAAGAAGAUACCGAGAUCAAAGAGCAAGCUUCUAAUGGUGUUAUUCAGGAUAACAAGUCUGACCAGGAGCGUCCAGAUGAAGCUAACAGGGGAGCAGCUGGGGGUGUUAACUUGGACAGCCUGGAUCAGAAUUCACAAAUGGAGCAGAAUGGUUCUAGUGACAUUUGUCAUGAUGACUUAAAUCUGAACCUUGGUAACUCCUCACCUUUAUGUAAUGGCUUUCACGUAGAAAAUGAAAGUUCAAAGGUGCUGGACCAGAACGAAGAUCUUCCUGUAUGUAAUUCAAAGCCGUCCAGUGUAGCAAAUGGUGACUGUGCUGCUACUCGUGAUGAUGAAGCGUUACAGUCUUGCAGCUCCUUCCCUGUUACAGCACAACUUAAAGAAGUGGUAUCAGCUGAUCACCUAGUUAAUGGCAACGUUAACCACGUGCUACUUCCCCAUAAUGCUAACGAAGAGGAAAUGUUAGAGAGACAAGUGGAGCAAGAAAGAUUGAGAAACAUAGCUGCACUUUUACGAUACCGAUCGUACCGAUUCCUUGUUGAUGACUAUUGGUCUAUACCAAAAGAAGACAAAGCUGUGGAUACAUCAGACCUGGAGAUAACAGAAGAUCCUAUGGGUCUUCAGGGGAUUGAUUUAAUCACUGCAGCUCUGUUGUUUUGCCUAGGAGACUCUCCGGGAGGUAGAGGUAUAUCAGAAAGUCGUGCUGUUGAUGUGUAUCGCAUCGACAUUGGGACCCAAACGUUUUCUCUUCCAUCUGCUAUAUUGGCCACAAAUACAAUGGUGGGGGAAAUAGCUUCAGCAUCUGCAUGUGAUCAUGCCAACCCACAGCUCUCAAAUCCAAGUCCGUUCCAGACUCUUGGACUGGAUUUGGUAUUGGAAUAUGUGGCUAGAUACCAAACAAAACAACGUUCGAUGUUUACAUUUGUUUGUGGACAGUUGUUUAGGAGAAACGAAUUUUCAUCACACUUUAAGAACGUGCACGGUGACAUCCAUGCUGGCCUUAAUGGCUGGAUGGAGCAGAGGUGCCCUUUAGCAUAUUAUGGGUGCACAUACUCUCAACGAAGGUUUUGUCCUUCGACCCAAGGGGCAAAAAUUAUUCAUGACCGCCACUUACGGUCAUUCGGAGUUCAGCCUUCUAUAUCCACAGUAUUAGUUGAACCAGCAAAAAGCUGCUUGAUUGGACUGCACAAUGACCAUCUGAGUAGUCUGCCUUUUGAGGUUCUACAGCACAUUGCUAGUUUCCUUGAUGGCUUUAGUUUGUGUCAGCUCUCCAGAGUGUCACGUUUAAUGAGAGAUGUGUGUGGGAGCUUGCUUCAAGCACGCGGAAUGGUGAUACUGCUCUGGGAGAAGAGAAGGUGCUCAGAUGGAGGUUCUUCUUGGCAGAUAAAAGAAAAGGUGUGGCGCUUCAGUACAGCCUUCUGUACGGUGAAGGAGUGGAAGUUUGCUGACAUCGUAAGCAUGGCUGACCACUUGAAGAAGUGCAGCUACAACGCUGUGGAGAGAAGAGAGGAGGCUGUUCCGCUGCCGUGCAUGUGUGUAACACGAGAACUCACUAAAGAAGGACGUUCACUGCGCUCCGUUUUGAAACCAGUACUUUAAAUACUGCAGCCACUCCAAUUGCACAUACACUCAAGCACCUGAUAUAACCUCGGUAAUAUUACGUGACACUUUAUUAAUGUACUAAAGAUACUUUCUAGCUAAAUCUGCUCUGUCACUGUGUAUAUAAGGUUUGAAGUGACAUCUAUUUUUUAUAAUACUCUUUAGCUGGAAAGUAAUGAAAGUUGCCUUAACGUUUGAAACAUUCGGAACUUGUUGGACAGGGUAGUUUUAUCUUAACUUAUAUAAUUUAAGAACAAAAUCCUAGGAGGAGUGUGGUGUGUUUUUUUUUUCUGAUUCACUGGUGCCCAUGUUGCUGUUGACUGAUAACAUGUAAGAAAUGGUCUCUAAAUGGUAUGCACAUCUAGAUAGGAAGUGAUGAAUUGUAGCGAGACAAAAAUCCUGACCAAAUAUACUUUGUCUGUUUUGUUUGUUGGGUUGUUUUUUUUUUAACCAAAUUAUAAUCCCAAAUAUUAGGACAAUAAAGAAUUGAAAUACUUUAGA
Molecule: messenger RNA, 3019 nt
Organism: Pogoniulus pusillus (Red-fronted tinkerbird)
Lineage: Eukaryota; Metazoa; Chordata; Aves; Piciformes; Lybiidae
Gene: FBXO30
Product: F-box protein 30
Exons: 4
Coding region: 257-2518 (753 amino acids)
Molecular function (GO): ubiquitin protein ligase activity; protein binding; zinc ion binding
Source: RefSeq, a predicted model, not a curated record